AUGUCGAAGCCGGCCGUCCACUCCAUUGACGACCUGGAGGCUUAUGCCUCAACUCAUCUUCCAAAGCUUGCCCGUGACUAUUUCAACGGAGGGUCGAUUGAUGGUGUCACGCUUCGGGCUAACCGACAUGAAUACAAAAAAUGGUAUAUUCAACCUCGCGUACUCUGCGAUGUCACGGGAGUAGAUACCAGCACUCGUGCUUUCGACGGUGGUAAUGACAUUCCUUUCCCAUGCUGUGUCGCGCCAGCAGCGAUGCAGCGUAUGGCGCAUCCUGACGGCGAAUUGGCGACUGCUCGGGGUUGCGGAGCCUUUGGGACUAUCAUGGGCUUGAGUACGUUCUCAACGACGUCUCUCGAAGACGUCAAGACGGCAGCAGACGAGGCACGCUUAAGAGCAGGAUUUGAAGGUCCAAGCGAGUGUGUCUUGCAGAUGUAUCUUUUCGAAAAUCGACAGACCAGCAUGGACCUUGUCCGUAGAGCGGAAGAUUCGGGAUACCGAGCGAUAGUCCUCACGGCUGACACUCCUUUCUUUGGAAGAAGACUGACUGAGAUUCGGAACGGGUUCAGACUGCCAGCACAUUUGCGGAUGGCAAAUUUUGAUGCCUCAUUGGAAGUCAAAACUGGGUCUGAGCUUCGAACUGACCAGAUCCAAGGGAUCGAGAAAGGCCAAGAAAUGAAGCAAGCCAACAAACUCGAUGCUUCGCAGACCUGGGAAGCCCUGCGCUACCUGAAGCAGCAUACACGUCUCCCUAUCUGGGUGAAAGGGAUUAUGUCACCACAGGAUGCUAAUCUGGCCGUUGAAAACGGAGCUGAUGCCAUCUUCGUCUCCAACCAUGGAGGAAGACAGCUUGACGGCUCUCCCCCAUCCCUAAUGGUACUGCAAUCUAUCGCUCACGCUGUUGCUGGAAGAGUACCUGUGCAUUUUGAUGGUGGUAUCCGGAGAGGUUCCGAUCUGUUCAAGGCUAUGUGCUUGGGUGCGAAUAUGGUCUGGAUUGGACGUCCGGCUCUGUGGGCAAUCGCAUAUGAUGGGGAGAAGGGCAUGCUGAACGCUUUGACUAUCUUGAGGGUCGAGUUUUGUGAAUGCAUGGCCCUCGCCGGUUGUACAUCCUUAAAGGACCUAGGUCCGCAUCUUCUGAUCCGGGCAGAUUCCCGGAUGUAG
Molecule: messenger RNA, 1158 nt
Organism: Clonostachys rhizophaga
Lineage: Eukaryota; Fungi; Ascomycota; Sordariomycetes; Hypocreales; Bionectriaceae
Source: the annotation of a GenBank genome assembly